Linum trigynum is the source of this 635-nucleotide messenger RNA. Lineage: Eukaryota; Viridiplantae; Streptophyta; Magnoliopsida; Malpighiales; Linaceae. The record is from the annotation of a GenBank genome assembly.
CACUCCUCACACACGCUAUCUCUCCCCUCUUCCCUCUCUUCCCUCUCCGUAGAACCCUAGCCGCUCCCUCCCUUCCGUCUUUCCAUGUCGCUGUCGCCUCCAUCUCUCCCUCCUGUCGCAGCCGUCGCCCCCUCCGCCUCCCACCACUGCCGCGCCAUCCCGCUCUCCCCAUCACAGCCCCGUCACCUCCCUCCACCCUCUGUCGUUGCCAUAUCUCUCCCGUCGUCUCCUCCUCAGCUGUCGCCCUCAUCUACUGUCGUCGCCUCCGCAGAGAUCGCCAGAGCAAGUCUGAUUGGAGGAUUUCACCGGGAACAAGUCUGCCGGUCGGAGAAAGUUUGGCGAUCGAAGCGCAAGAGGCUACUGGAAAAUUGUAGGAUUUAAAUUUUUAAAAAAAUGUAUUUAAUAUGGGUUUUUAAUUCUCAUUGUGUAAUUAAUACAAAAAAAUAAUUAAUAAAUUUUAUUUUUUUGUCAUACCCAAAUUGCCCUUGGAUGUAAACUCACAUCCCUCGGGGGAAGUGAUGUAUCUCAUCCCCACCACCAUAUCCCAUAGGGGUGGGCAACCGGUUCGGUAAACCCGAACCAAACCGAAACCGAAUUAAACCGAACCAAAACCAAAAUAAUGUUAUUCGGUUCAG